This is a messenger RNA of Mercenaria mercenaria, 1344 nucleotides long. RefSeq names its product delta-like protein C. Bases 85 to 1206 code for a protein of 373 amino acids. Gene Ontology annotation, cellular component: protein-containing complex; plasma membrane. NCBI's taxonomy places the organism in Eukaryota, Metazoa, Mollusca, Bivalvia, Venerida, Veneridae. The record is from RefSeq and is a predicted model, not a curated record. Gene Ontology annotation, biological process: establishment or maintenance of epithelial cell apical/basal polarity; heterophilic cell-cell adhesion. The transcript has 12 exons. Gene Ontology annotation, molecular function: calcium ion binding.
UCAGGUUUCAAUGAAUAGUCAUAAUGUUAAGAUAAGGAGGUGAAUAUAUGAUCUUAAAAGGCAGAAGACCAAGGUGCUGUCAAAAUGAAUUCACACGCUGUGUUGCUAAUUGGCUUUUCUGUUUCUCUGCUUUUUGUAUCAGCGUUAUCGGGUGGUGACCAUAAACGUUUCUUAUGGAAUACAGGCACAAGAGUAUUGAAAGACGAAUGUAAAUUGUGCAAGUGUUAUAAUGAGUGUAACCAUGGAAACUUAGCUGAGCUUCGCAAUUGUGAUGUAGCUUUCCCUCACAUCAGGUGCUCAGAGGUAAAUCGAUGUACUUGCUGUGACAGUCAUCCAAACCAUAUGCCAUGUUUAAACGGAGGAACAUGUCAAAAUACAGGAGGAGGUACAUUCACUUGCGCAUGCAUGCCUGGAUACAGCGGCUAUAGAUGUGGCAAUAAUGCAUCUACUCUAAGUGGACAUGAUCACUGCUCAAGUAACCCUUGUGCAAACGGAGCCACCUGCAACAAUGGUCCAAACGACUACAUCUGUCAGUGCCAAACAGGAUGGACUGGAAAUAACUGUGAUAAAGCAGAUCUGACAACUAAUCUGUGUGCAAGCAGUCCAUGUAAGAAUGGCGGGAACUGUACUAAUCAUCUAAAUAAUUAUAUGUGUAUGUGUGCCGCCGGCUGGACAGGAACUAACUGUGAGACUGACGUCGAUGAGUGUGCCAACGGACAAACAUGUAAAAAUGGAGCUACUUGCACGAACACUCCCGGUCACUACUUGUGCAGUUGUGUGCUUGGAUGGACAGGACAAAAUUGUGAUUUAGAUGCUUGUCAUAUCAAACAGUGUGGUUCCCAUGGAGACUGUGUCCACCAGGACACCUUUCCGUUUUACCACUGCAACUGCACAGACGGCCAUUUUGGAAGUCAUUGUGAAUUGAGAGCCUGUGACAUUAAACCAUGCCAUAAUGGAGGAAGUUGUAUCUCUUUGGACAAAAACCCAUACUUCCGGUGCGAAUGUCCUGAUGGGUACAGUGGCGACACAUGUUCAUCGAUAAUUACCUGGUCAGACUGGUUUUAUGGCGCAUGUUCGGUGACCUGCGGGACAGGCACACGUGAGCGUAUACGGAAAUGCAGCACUGGACAUGAUGAAGAUUGUAAAGGUCUAUCUAUGGAAAGAACUACAUGCAGUCAAAACCCAUGCACACGUUCUUUGGAAUGAAAUGACACUGUACCCUUUGAAAGAGAGUCGAGACGUGACUGGGAAACUAUUUCAUAUUAAUAAACAAGUGUUUGUUUUGUUCGUAAGAUUGAAAACCACUUAAUUUUCCCAUGAAUUAAAACUACAUAACAAAUUGAA